Messenger RNA from Symbiodinium sp. CCMP2592, 6756 nucleotides. Lineage: Eukaryota; Dinophyceae; Suessiales; Symbiodiniaceae. The record is from the annotation of a GenBank genome assembly.
AUGGCCGCCGCUGCCGAGGCCGCCCUUGUGACUUUGAGGGCUGCCUUUUGCGAUGCCGUGCAGGACCUUGGUGAUGACUGCACACUUUGGCUUCACACGAAACUGGUGCCGUCCCCCCGUGAGCUCCAAACCCGGGCGGUCGCGAAGUUUGCCCCAUCUACCCUCACUAUUUAUCUGCGUCUCUGGAGUGCCUGGGUUCUGCACUGUCGCCGCUUCGGUUUUAGCUGUUCCGACCCGGCUCCAGGGGCCGUUCCUGAUUGGCUUCACCGGAACGCCGCCCCCUCCGGACUUGCGACUUCGGCUUUCAAGUCACUUAGCUGGAUGUCGCGCAUUGCUGGGUUGCCUUCCUUGGCGGCGCAACUGCAAACUCCGUUGUGCACUGCGUUCCUCACCGCUACCAUCCCCAUUGAACGACGAGAAUCCCUGCCGUUCUCCGUCUCUUUUGUUGCCUGGCUGGAACGUCGAGUUAUGUGUCCGGACACUCCGGCCCGGGAUGCCCUGGUGAUGGGAUCCUUUGCGCUGGAACGACGGGCUGUGGUCUCCGCCCGGCCGUUUGGUGCUACUCUUCCGCCUUGCCGUGCCUCCAUGCCUUGGGGUUGUCAACUGUUCGGCCUCACCGGGGGCCCUUCUGCCUGCUGGGGCCUGUCGUGGCUUAAUCUGGUAAACCGUGCCCUGGCGGACACCCGACUCCGUUUCCCCGGCCGGUCCGUGGAUUUUCUGCUGCCGUUGCUUGCUCCGGAUACCGAAUCCUUGGUCAUGGUUUCUCCAUUGCACCGGUCGCGGGCCAUGCCCUGGCUCCGGGCAUUGUUGGACGAACAUUGGCGAGAACACAGUUCCGGCCCGCCCCCUCCGGAACAUGCCCGCUUUGGGGUGCACUCGUGCAAAGCCACCGUCCUCAGCUGGGCCCGGCAGUGUCACUUGAGUCCGGAGCUUCGCCGCCUGCAGGGCCAUCACCGGCCGUCCGCUAUGGAAGGAUCCGUCCGCGUCUAUAGCAGGGACGACCCUGUUGCUCGUGGUGCGUCCCGCCCUCUUCCUGACUUCCGGGUCUCCUUGCCCCCUCCGGACCGCCAUAUGGCAGGCGAGGCCCCUAAAGAUGUUCCCCCUCGUUCCCGCUCUCCGGUUCCUCACGCCAGGCCCAGUGCCACGGCUCCGGUCGAUGAUGUUCCGGAACUCUCGGCUGACAGUUCCGACUCUGAUGUGUCAACCGCGUCCGCCAGUGACGUUGACACCUCAGUCCCUGCAAAACCGAAGCUGGCCGUCCGGCCCAAGCGCCCGGCGGCCCACACAUCGGAUGACCUUCGGGCCUUCCUGGUAAACCCGCGCAGCAACAUUGUUCACAAAGCGGUGUCCUGCUCGUCCUGUACCCCGCAUGCUGUGAAUAUUGCACUUGAUGGACUUGAGCCCUUUUGUGCGCGCCCGGCAUGUGGUGCCUCUACUGCCCACAUGUCUGCCGACUGCUGGUUUACGACCCCUCCUGUAGAGGUUCUUCUAGUCUGGGUUCCGGCCACCAACCACAUGGCUGCCGACUACCCCGCCGCGAGUUAUUCGGCCUCUUCCCAGCAAGCGCCUGCUCCGGACGUUUGGCACACCUUCAGGGCGGCCCGUGGCCAUGACGGCGCAGUCCUGCUGCCUUCCGUCCCGGAAUUGGUGGACCUGGAAGAUCUUAGCGAUGAGGACCUGCUGGCCAUGCUCCGCCGGUGCUCGGCUGGCUUCUUGGCACGCCUGGCCCGCCUCAUCGGCAGGAUCCUCCGCCCGGUGCCGCAAGUGGUGACCUGCCACCUCCCUUGCGUGAAUCCGGAAUGCAACCAGGUGUGUGGCCGGGUCAUCGACGCUGUCACUGGACUUUGGAUUUCCCCGGCCUUGGUCCCCAUGACCUCUGCCCCCUCUUCCUUUGACGACCCCGCUGCGCUCGUCGCUCUGCUCAAGCAGUGGCACGCUCCUGAUGAGCUGCUGGAAGCGCUGACGCUUAAAGGUUUCAAGUCCCUGGCCAGCAUUGCGUAUGCCAUCCCACAGGAUGGGUCCCCGGAUGACUUUGUCCGGAAACUCUGGCCGCCGGCGGCUGGAUCUUCCGAAGCCAUUGUCUCUCCUGCUGCUGCUUUUGCACGUCGCCUGGUCGUACAAACCCAAGCGGUUGCCCACCCUCCUGCACCCCCGGCACCCAUCCCUGGCCCCAGCCUUCCUUCGGCUCCUGCGGCCAAAAUCUCUGCCGCCGCAGCUGAGACCAUGCGAGAAAAGUUCAUCACCGAUUACCCGGGGGAACUCCUGUCCCCGGCUAAUACUCCCAGCGUCGAAUUUCUGAACCGUCUCCGGUCCGAACUUGAUGCCCCAACGUCGCUCUGGAUUCCGUGGCGCUUGAGGACAUCUGAGUCGGAUCUGCAGCAUUUCUACGAAUCCCGCCGGCCCCGUUCGGAUGCACAGCUGUUGCGGGGCUUGCUUGAGGGUGUUCCGGACCCUGUGGUGGCCCAAUCCUCCGCUCCCACCUCCGGCCCGGUCGAACCUACGUUGCGCCGCCAUCUGGGCCUCCUGAUUACAGCUUUUGCCUUCCUGGGUGACCUUCACCUCCGUGCCGGGAAAAUGCUUCUUGAAGCAUUUGUGGCCGCUGCCGUGGAGCAGCCUAUCGACACUACCCUCCGCCCUCCAUCUAUGCAGGAGGUCAUUGCUGCCGAACGCACCGUGUGGUCUAACGUUGCCACCCUGAUGCGCGAUGAGAAGUGGAGCCUCCCGGACUCGGUCACCGAGAUUACUGUUACGCGGCAUAUGCUCCCGAACAUUCUUGUGGCCCGGCCGCGCAGCAUCCCGGCCACCGGGAAGAAGCCCAUUUCCGAGCUAUGGGACGAUUCAUGGCACUCCGUUGAUGAGUCCGGAAAAGAGAUAUGUGCUGAUUGCUUCGGCUCCCUCCGGAAAGCCUGGUGUGCUCGCAUUCUCUCAGGGGACUUCUUGUCCAAGUUCCAAGCCAAGUUGUCUUCCGGAUCCAAGGCCCCUCCGCUGUCGGACCCUGAACUGGCCCCGUUCCUCGAUGACCUUCGAUCCUUCCUUCGACUUUCCGCCCCGGAUUUUGACACGCUUUUGUCCAUCCCGCCGGGACAGCCUUUCCGCCUCUUUCUGUUGGAAGCGCUGUUGUCUGUUUUCAAAGAUCCGGACACCUCCUUUGUGGACUUGCUCACUGAGGGCGUCCCCCUGGGCGUUGAUUCCGAGAUGCCUUCCUGUCCGACCCUGUUUCCCCCGGCCGGACAGUCCGCUCCCACUAUGGACUUGACACAUUGCUCCUCUUCUUGGGGCUCCGCUUUGUCGGAUCAAGCAUCCGUGGAUAGCCUUCUUUCCGAAGAGAUUUCAGAAGGGUGGGUGCGUGAAAUCCCCGGUGGACUGGACGAACUUACAGCCCGUUACCAGCAGACUGCUGUUGGGAAGCUGGGCUUGGUGAAAUCCCCCGGCCGGCCGGAUCGACUGGUCGUCGAUAGCAGUGUUUCCGGUGUGACCGAACACACAUCACUUCCCAACAAGUCCGCAAAUCCGUCCAUCUCCGGUAUUCGCCAGUGCCUUCCGCCGGAGCACGCCAUAGAAUGGCUCAUCGCGUUAAUUUUGGACGUCAGCAAAGCCCACCGCCGGAUCAAAAUCCGUGACUCUGACCGUGGCCUUUUGUGUUUCUUUCACCGGAACCGGCUGUACCAAUGCUUAACGCUUAACUUUGGCGCACGCGCCUCCGGCUUCUACUGGUCCCGGAUGGCCGGCUUGCUGACCCGUCUACUUCACCGCCUGGUCUUUGUCAAACAUUGCCUGCUGAUAUAUGUUGACGACUUGAUUGCUCUGCUUUCCGGCCCGUCCGGCCCGGUUUGGGCAGCACUGAUGUGCAUCAUGUUGCUCAUUCUCCGCGUUCCGAUGAGCUGGCACAAGGCCUACUUGGGCCCCCGGCCAACGUGGAUUGGCUGGUCUAUCUGCCUCCACUCCCUUUCUGCCACCAUGGAAGCUCCUAAGCUUGACCGGCUGCGUGACCUCCUGGCCAAAAUUCGGGGGUCAGAUUCCGUCCCGCUCCAUCUUCUCCGCAAGCUCACCGGCAAGCUCCUGUGGGUCUGCUCCCUUUUUCGACCUUUCCGUCCCAGUUUAGCUCCCCUGUAUUCCGACCAGGGCAAGCCUCCUGUCGUACAUGUUGCUCUGAGUCCGGCGAAAUGGGCUUCGUUCCGUUCCAAGCUUGACUCACACCUGGUUCUGCAGUCUGACGUGGGUCUCGCAUCCUGUCCGAAGUUAUGCACACUGAUUUCUGUCUCGGGUCGUGAGGUAUCCUCACUUUCCCAAGUCCCGGUGUCCUUCCCUGGCGAACGCCGCACCUGGAUUUCCGUGCGCAUGCCACCUGAAUCCGACCGGAAGCUUUCCAAGGAAUCCUUGGCGGUGCUGGACAUGUGGCACGCCUGCCUCGCCGAUGCUCCCCCUACGUUCCCGCUGCCCCUGGCUCGUGAAUUCCCCUGCCAGGCGUUCGCGGACGCCUGCGCCGAUGCCCAGCAUGCCGGCAUCGGUGGUUUCGUCACGCUUCCUUCCGGCAAGACUGCCUGGUUUCAACACCGGUUCUCCGCUUCGGAGCUCACUGCCCUAUUCCCCUGGUUCCCGGUUGGCACUUCUCCGCAAGCCUGCAUUGCUGCUUGGGAACUUCUCGGACAGAUCGCUCUCCUUUGGGUGAUUGGCCUCCUGAUUCCGGUUUCCCUUCACCCCAUCCACGUUGUCACCCGCUGUGAUAAUUCCCCUUCCGACUCUGCUUCGUGGAAAGGACUCUCCACUGCCCGGGGAAUUUGCUCUCUCCUUCCGGCCUAUUUUGCCUGGCAGCGUGCAUUCUGCAUCUCCACUUAUAUUGACCAUGUUCCGGGUUUCCAGAACACUGUUGCCGAUGGUCUUAGCCGAGGUGCUGACCCGACCACCUUUGGACUCCGACCUGGUGACCGGGUGGAUAUUCCGUGGGCUCUCAUCUCUCUACCUCCUCGGCCUUCAUACCAUCCGUCGAGUGCCCUGAACCUGUACAACUGCACCCUGGGCCGCCCGCUGCACCAUUCCCAGAGGCUCUCCGAGGAGUCUCGGGCUUUCGUGAGCGAGGUGUUGCAGCCGCUGCUAGAAGCUCCUGGGCGAGCCCAAGGAGUCUGGAAGGUUUGUCUUCACUCGGCGUGGUUAGAGCAAAACAUGCGAGACUGGGAUGGUGCGCAAGGUGGUCACAUUACAGGGGCAUCCAACGGCUACAAGGUGUCCAUGGACGACGACGCGCGUGUCAUUGAAGAGAACGUCCCCCGCAUGGGCCGCGAACUUUUGAAGGGUCUUCAAGUUCUGCAUAUUCAGAAUCUGGUCUGUGCCAUCGCCGGACAUGGUGCUUGGAAGGCUUCGACUUCGAUCGAUGACUUGAUUCAGCAUUACGGCGCAGAAAAUCGGGUGAGCACUAAGGACCUGGAGGCGAUUGUCUUCGGUGGCGGGCUGCAAGGUGAAGAGGCAGAUACUGGCCAGCCUGACAACGAGAACAAGGAAGCACUUCCAUCAGCGGCGUGGUCGGAUCCAGAUGACGCGGUGUUGCAAGUCCCCCUGGUUGGUGACCGACACAAGAAAAGACUUCGGCAAGCCGAUUCACAGGUGACGGGUCAGGAGUACGAACGACUUCUGCGCAAAAGGUUCUUGAAGCUGAAUGGAUCUGCGCACUGGGCGGAAUUGGACCCUUCCGAGGCCCAAGCUUCGGACUCGGAGGAGGACGUUGGAGAAGUCGCAAGCACACGAAACCCUGUGGUAGCAUCCGCAGGUUUACAAGCUCGGACGCUGGACAUCAAGCGCUUGCGUGAGCUGCCUCUUCUGGCUGCUGGCCAGAAGAAAGCCCCGAGUGCAGUGGAGGCUCUUCAGUUUCAUCCAACAUCUGAGCUGCUGUUGACUGCGGGCCGCGAUAAGACGUUGCGGCUCUUUGCCGUCGAUGGGGAGGAGAAUCCCAAGGUGGCAUCGUACUACUUCAAGAACUAUCCCAUCCUUGAUGCGAAGUUCACACCGGCAGGAGAUCAGGUUCUGAUGACCAGCUCCUCCAGUCAAAUCUGGGGUCUGGACGUCAGCAGCGGGGAGCCUUUCGAAAUGCGCAGUCCCCACCGCAGUGCUCCGCGUUGUUUGGCCAUGGGCCCGGGGUCGACGAAUGAGAAGUCUUCACAUAUGUACGGGUUCCUCGGUGACGCUGGAGCCAUAAGCCUUUGUGACGUCAAGACAAAGCACACCAUUAGGACCUUCCGGAUGAGCUCUUCCGGGAUCGCACUCGUUUUUGCACCUCAUCAGGCCUGCUUAUAUUCGGCAGACGAAGAGUGCAACAUUUACGAAUGGGACAUUACUUCGGGACGGUGCCGGCAGAAGGUCAAGGAACAGUGGACCGUUCGCAUUCAGCACUUGGCGGUGAGUGCUGCUGACAAGCCGAAGCUUGCUGUCGGCAGCGCGACUGGCAACAUUGAUUUCUUUGAGCUUGGCGCAAGCUUAUCAAGAGAGCCCGACCACAGCAUCGGAAAUCUGACAACAAGAAUCGAUGCGCUCAGGUUCAACGCCGAUGGCCAAAUCCUCGCUGCAGCUUCGCGUCUCAAACCCGGAGCGCUGAAGCUGGUGCACACUGGCACCAUGACAGUGUUUCAGAACUGGCCGACGCCAAGAACCCCGCUGCACCGAGUGUCUGCGUUGGAUUUUUCGUCCGACGGUGGUAUGCUGGCCGUUGGCAAUGAAGCUGGUCGGGUGCUGCUCUUCAGGCUACGGAGCUACAUGCAGCCGAAAUAG